This is a messenger RNA of Mycena citricolor, 798 nucleotides long. Lineage: Eukaryota; Fungi; Basidiomycota; Agaricomycetes; Agaricales; Mycenaceae. The record is from the annotation of a GenBank genome assembly.
AUGAAACUCACAGAAGCACUCGGGAUAGUGCAUCAGAUGGGAUUCACAAUGUUUCUAGGUUUUCCUGUGGUUUGUAAAGCGAUUUGGGCGACGCCAUCGUUGCUUUUCCGCCCCCGCGAGCUCUCGCGCAUCAGCAUGAACGCUCUCUGGAUGCUCUUCGGAGAAGGCAGUGACCAAGGCUCUAGGGAUGACAAGAUCAAGCUCAUCCGAGCUAAUUCCUAUGGGACUGUGCUUGACAUCGGAGCUGGACCAGGCCACGGCCACACCAUUCCGUACUUGGACAAGAUGCAGGUUGUGAGGUAUAUCGCCGUAGAGCCCAAUACGCACAUGCACGCGCAAAUCAGGGUGCGCGCUUAUCAGGCAGGCUUCACAGAGGAAGCAGGCACUCUGAUUAUCCUCGGGUGCGGAGCGGAAGACAUUGCGACAAUUCUCUCCGCUGCGGGGGGUCCUGUGGACACCCUGAUCUCUAUUCUCACGCUCUGCACUGUGCCCAGCCCUCAGAAUACGAUCCGGGAGCUUGUUUCCCAUGUUCUUGCCCCGGGAGGAACUUUUCUGUUCCUCGAACAUGUCCUGAGCCACAGGCAAGAUGUCGCUUGGUGGCAGGCAUUUUGGACACCCAUUUGGAAAUACGCAUGUGAUGGAUGUCGCCUGGAUCGUCCGACUCAUCUCUGGAUCGAGGAUCUGAAAAAUGAUGACGGAGAAACGGUGUGGGAGGGGGGAGGAUCGCGCUGGAAUGCAACCGGGUGGCCUGAGGAGCAUCUUUUCUGGCGCCAGCUCGGCCGCUAUAUCAAAGCGUAG